Otolemur garnettii (small-eared galago) is the source of this 945-nucleotide messenger RNA. RefSeq names its product olfactory receptor 1002-like. Gene Ontology annotation, cellular component: membrane. Bases 1 to 945 code for a protein of 314 amino acids. The transcript has a single exon. Gene Ontology annotation, molecular function: olfactory receptor activity; G protein-coupled receptor activity; odorant binding. The record is from RefSeq and is a predicted model, not a curated record. Gene Ontology annotation, biological process: G protein-coupled receptor signaling pathway; sensory perception of smell. NCBI's taxonomy places the organism in Eukaryota, Metazoa, Chordata, Mammalia, Primates, Galagidae.
AUGGCUUACAGAAAUCAAACUUCCGUUACUGAGUUUGUUUUCGUGGGAUUAACAAAUCGCUUCCAGCACCAGGUUCUGCUCUUCCUGGUAUUUCUCUUUGUUUAUCUUGUCACUCUUUUGGGGAACUUGGGGAUGAUCACGCUCAUUUGGAUGGACUCCCGACUCCACACCCCCAUGUACUUUUUCCUCUGCCACUUGUCCUUUGUGGAUGUCUGCUCUUCUUCUGUCAUAGGGCCCAAGAUGUUGACUGAUAUCUUCAUGGAGAAGAAAGUAAUCUCUUUUUUUGGUUGUGUAGCCCAGAUAUGGCUUUUUGGUCACUUUGUAGUAACUGAAUGCUUCCUUCUGGCUGCCAUGGCGUAUGACCGGUACGUGGCCAUCUGCAAGCCCUUGUUGUACACACUCGUUAUGUCCCAGCAGGUCUGUGUGCAGCUGGUGGUGGGGCCUUAUGCCCUGGGCCUCAUCAGCACUUUGACCCAUACAACUUUCACCUUUCAACUGCCCUACUGUGGCCCAAAUAUCAUCAACCACUUCUUCUGCGACCUUCUUCCUGUUCUCUCCCUGGCAUGUGCAGAUACCUACGUCAAUAAGCUUUUAAUUUUUAUCCUGGCCGGAGCCCUGGGAGUACUCAGUGGUGUGAUCCUCUUGGUCUCCUACAUCUACAUUGUUGUGGCCAUCCUGAGGAUACGCUCUGCUGAUGGGAGACACAAAGCCUUUUCUACCUGCUCUUCACAUGUGACUGCUGUGUCCAUCCUAUAUGGUACUCUCUUCUUUAUUUACGUACGUCCAGGCUCUAGUUUCUCUCUGGACAUCAAUAAAGUGGUUUCUUUGUUUUACACAGCAGUGAUCCCCAUGUUGAACCCCCUUAUCUACAGCCUGAGAAACAAGGAGGUCAAAGAUUCAUUCAGAAGGAAGAUCAAAAGGAAGAAGCUUCUGAUAGGUAGGUGA